Molecule: messenger RNA, 3267 nt
Organism: Neurospora tetraspora
Lineage: Eukaryota; Fungi; Ascomycota; Sordariomycetes; Sordariales; Sordariaceae
Product: Alpha/Beta hydrolase protein
Exons: 4
Coding region: 1-3267 (1088 amino acids)
Biological process (GO): triglyceride catabolic process
Cellular component (GO): cytosol
Molecular function (GO): triacylglycerol lipase activity; sterol ester esterase activity
Source: RefSeq, a predicted model, not a curated record
AUGGAGGGAAUUGAGGUGCGGUUCCCCCCUGAACUUUGGUUCGUAGCUCGGAAAAUAACGGAAGACUUCGUCGAGCAUCAUUCUGGGGUCCGAGAUGAGGUCGAUGAUUUCGCCAUCGGAGUCGAUGAUGAAAAAGCCCGCGGGGAUUUUGACGAUAAAGCGCCUGGUGAUGCCGAUGUCAGAGUUCUUGGUCGUGGGGUUAAUGUUAGAGUCCUCGGUCGUAUGAUCGAUGUCAGAAUCCUCGGUCGUAAGAUCGAUAUCAGAAUCCUCGGUCGUAAGAUCGAUAUCAGAAUCCUCGGUCGUGGGGAUGUCAGAGUCCUCGUCAAGGUCCAUGCCAGAGUCCUCGAACCUGAGGUCACGGACAUGGGCCUCGUCAAGGUCCAUGCCAGAGUCCUUGACCAUGAGUUCCAGGACAGAGUCCUGGGCCCUCAGUUCCAUAACAGAGUCCUCGGUCACGAGUUCCAUAGCAGAGCCCUUGACCACGAGUUCCGUGACAGAGCCCUCGACCACGAGUGCCACGACCCCGGUAAGGGUGUUCAUUGUGUUCCUGUCCAUCUUGUUGAUUUGGCCGUAGGUGAUCAGUGCCAGCUCUUCGACCAACCAUCAUCCUGUGUACCCGACACCUGCCAAGCCUGCGCGCGUGCCUUCGAAAGAUACCGAACCCUCUGCCUUUGGCGGUCCAACUUGCCACCUGACGCGCAACCUGAUACUGGGCCAAACCGGGAGCUUUGUACUCCUCAAACACCCUUCAUCAUGAUAGACCACCUCCUCGGACGACCGUCUGUCAAGUCCCGGAGACUGCAGGUACUCGCCGUCUUGGGUUUCUGGUCCGCUUAUCUCCUCAAAGGUGACAAACAUGGCCCUCCCGGCUUCCGCAUCUUCUCCCGCCUUCUCUCCCGGCGUCUGACAACCUGGCAAACCGUCAUCUUGACCAUGAUCUACCUGUACGCGGCCCGCAACUUCAGCACCCUCGUCGGGCUCGCCAGCCCCGAACCCAUGGCCAACAUGUACGACGCCACCUACUUCCGGGCCACCUGGGUGCUGACCGCGCUGGACGCGGGCUUCUGGACCGCCAUGAAGAUCAAGCAAAAGUGGUUGCGCGAUUUGUCCAGCAUCGCCUUUUCCGUCUUCUAUCUCGUCGCCGCCGAAAAGGCCGACGAAAAGGUCCGCAAGGUGCGCGGCAACCUCACGAUCGAGCACCUCCGCGUCAGCUGGAACAAAGGCGUCACGUCGCCGUAUCUCCGCUUCCUGCAGAAUCUGGUGCGCCCGCGGUUUACGCGGUGGCCGCCAAGGCAGAUCAGGAUUCCGAGGCCGGCGACGAGCGAUUACAAGGAUCCGGUUGCUGCUUGGUUGUACUAUGAUGGUCCGCUGGCGGAUCUGGAGCAUCAUAAUAAGAUCAUUCUCGAUAUCCCCGGUGGCGGCUUUGUGGCUAUGGAUCCGAGGUGUAACGACGAUAAGCUGUUCUCGUGGGCUGCUAAAACGGGAUUGCCCAUUUUGAGUCUGGAUUACAAGAAGGCGCCCGAGUUUCCGUAUCCGUAUGCGUUGAACGAGUGUUACGAUGUUUAUAGCACCAUCAUCAAGACCAAGGGGCGGUGCAUCGGGUUGUCUGGACGAGAGGUACCCAAGAUCGUGGUCACGGGUGAUAGUGCGGGAGGCACGCUGGCGACUUCCAUGACGCUUAUGAUUGUUGAGAGCGGUUCGUCGCCAGUUCGCCGCUUCCAGGGUGAGGUCGACCUCAAGGUUCCCGAUGGUCUGAUCCUCUUCUAUCCUGCCUUGGAUAUGAACAUCGGCAGCUGGAUGUCGGAUGAGCAGAUGGCAUUGAUCAAGGACCGAAGGAUGCGCGGAACCAACAAAAGAAUCGUCCAGCGCAAGACGUCUCAGUACAACGACUUGGUCGGCACCCCCGCCCCAUCGGACGACGAAGACGACGGUCCUUCAUCUGGCUCUAACCCCGAGCCCAGCCCGGUCAAGGAGAAGGAACCAUCGUCAGCAGCUCGCUCAGCGCCCGAAUACGCCCACUCCGGUCCUUCAACCUGGUCCCAUGCCGACAUUCCUUCCGCUUCCUCUUCCAAGUCCGAAAAGUCCAAAACCACUGCCGAAAAGCAAACCAAACCCAAAUCCUCUGCCAUCACAAACACACCUACACUCACAGCCCCCCACAAUCACCACCCCCAACCCCUGCGCACCCGCCUCGCCAUGUCCUCCAUGAUCUCCUACUUCGCCGACCGCGUGCUCACCCCCGAAAUGAUGCGCGCAAUGAUCAUCCUCUACGUCGGCCCGCACAACCGACCCGACUUCAGUUCCGACUACUUACUCUGCCCCAUUCUCGCGCCCGACAUUUUGUUAUCCAAAUUCCCCAAAACCUAUUUCUUGACAGGCGAGCGCGACCCCCUCGUGGACGACACGGUCAUCUUCGCCGGCCGCUUGAAGCGAGUAAAAGCGGCCAUGGUGGCUUCCGAUGGAACGAGGACGCAGUACAGGGAGGAGGACGUCGACGAGGCACUCAGAAAGACAAAUGGGAAGUGGGAUGAGAAGCAGGCGGCCGAGGUGGCGCUGGUUCCCGGGAUUAGUCAUGGGUUUUUGCAGUUUCCGGGGGUGUAUCCGCCUGCGUGGGGGCUGUUUGGGAAGAUUGCGGGGUGGAUGGGGGAGGUGUUUGCUGAGGCUGAACGCAAAGAGAGAGAGGAGGAGAGGGUGAGGAGAAAGAUGGGUGUUGCUGGGGUGAAGCCGGAGGAGAGGGGUGAGACGGGGUUGGCUUGGAAGGGGGAAAGGGUAGGGCACGGGAAGGGUGUCGGAUUCGGAGCAGUCGAGGAACACUCAGCUGAGGAAAGAACGGGUCGACAUCAUCGCCGUCGCGGGACGGGAGGGACAGAAAGCAGCGCCGACGAAGAUAAACCAUUGGAGAUGGGUAAAGUUCGAACAAGAGGAAGAGCAGCGUUGAAGAAUGGUUCUCACGCUGAGGGAAUGACCUCCUCAGCAGCUGAUAUCGAGGGCAGGGUAGACCAAGACGAAAUCCAUCUCGUCGAGGGAGAAGGAGAAGAGGAAGAAGCCGGGAGUGACACAGCGACCGAGGCGGCGAUUGCGGGAAUUGCUACGGCGAAUACAAAGGUCAAAGCAAAGAAGCCGCCGAGGAGGAUGAAGCCGAGGAGAGUCAAGACGGGUGAUGAGGAUGAGGCGCUGUUGGUCAGGUUGGAUAGCUCGGAUGAUAUUUUGGGCAGGAGGAUGCAGGGGUUGGCGGGGGGGUUGACGGGGUUGCCGGAGGCGGAGUGA